AUGUUUAAUCUUUUAUCAACAUUGUUCACUUUACCAUGUCGUCGGUCUUUAAUUUCUUUGCUCCACCAAGUUAAGAUUGAACCUGGUAUAUCUCAAGUGUUGAUGAAAGUAUUAAAAGAAAAGGUUACUGAGAAAAUUUGCACCUUAAUGUUUGAUGAGAUGAGCUUAAAUACAGAACUCCAUUACAAUGCAACUACAGGAGUGAUUGAUGGGUUUGAGAAUGAUGGUUGUGCGACUACUCAAGAAUUUGCGGAUCAUGCUCUCUUAUUUAUGGUGAAAGGCAUCACCAAAAACUACAAACAGCCUAUAGCUUAUACCUUCAUAAAAGGAUCUACUAACAAAUUUCAAUUAUGUGCAAGGAUCAAAAAGAUAGUGAAUAGCAUUCAAGAAACUGGGCUAAAAGUUGUUGUUACUAUUUGCGACCAAGGUGCUAACAAUGAAGGCGCUAUUAAAUUGUUACACGAAGACACACGAGCUUACUGUUUAAAAAACAAUCAACAUUACAAUGAAGAUUUUUAUGAAAUUCAAUGUAAUGAUCAUGAAAGAGUGAAGAUUAUACAUCUGUACGACCCGCCGCAUCUACUUAAAGGCAUUAGGAACAACUUGCUUCAAAAAAAUCGAAUGUUUAUGAUGAACGAUCAAAGUAAAGAAGCUCAAUGGCAACACUUGAUAGACCUAUACAAUUUAGACAGUAACAUUGAUGAAGUUAAAAUGUUACCAAGGCUUACGGACCAUCAUAUAAUUCCUGGCAGAAUCAAGAAAAUGAAGGUUAAAAUGGCAGCUCAGGUCUUCAGCCAACGCGUUGCAGCAUUGAUGAAAUUCUUAGCUGGCAAGGGAAUACUUACUUCUAGUGCUCAAGAUACAUCUGAUGCUUGCCUAUUUUUUGACAAGCUCUUUGAUUCUGUCAAUGGAAAUUCUCAUAAAAUUGUUGAUGGCAAAAUAUAUCGCUCGGCUCUAAAAAAAGGCAGUCCUCACCAUAAAUUUUGGGAAGAUGCUUUAAAAAUACUAAAUUCUAUGGUGUUUGUGGAUCCAGUUACCAAAAAAAAGUCUUCCACACUACAACCAAGGUCCAUACAAAACUGGAUUAAAACCAUCAAAGGUUUCCAAAACAUUUUCAAAAUAAUGGCUGUAAAAGGUGUACAUUCUUUAUUGCUUCGGAACUUUAAUCAAGAUCCAAUUGAAAAUUCAUUCGGUGCAAUUCGGAGUCUUGGUUAUCGUUCCAACAAUCCAUCAACUCAAAAAUUUUCUUCGGCGUACAAGACUUUGAUGUUAAACAAUUUAACAACUUCCCACUCAGUUGGAAGCAAUUGUGAAGAAGACCUUUCAGAAGGUACGCUGGCUUCAUAUCAAAUAUUGUUUACAAAUUCGAGUGAUGACAAUACAGAAAAUCAAAAUCAUAUGCCAAGAGUUGCUGAUGGAUUGGUAAAAUCAAAAACUGUGUGUACACCUGAUCUAUCAUACCUAAAGCUCCAAACACAAAACUAUGUGGCCGGAUUUAUUAUUAAAAAGUUAAACCAAAUUCUAUUCAAAAAUUGUAAAAUAUGUUUAAGUCAGAUUUGUACCAAUAAUAUUAAUAAACCUCAUGAAAUUACAAUGGCUAGAUAA
This is a messenger RNA of Macrosiphum euphorbiae (potato aphid), 1605 nucleotides long. NCBI's taxonomy places the organism in Eukaryota, Metazoa, Arthropoda, Insecta, Hemiptera, Aphididae. The record is from the annotation of a GenBank genome assembly.